This is a messenger RNA of Ooceraea biroi (clonal raider ant), 2025 nucleotides long. Its product is annotated as golgin subfamily A member 6-like protein 22. NCBI's taxonomy places the organism in Eukaryota, Metazoa, Arthropoda, Insecta, Hymenoptera, Formicidae. The record is from RefSeq and is a predicted model, not a curated record.
AUAGAAGAGUGGUAGGAAGGGGGGAGGGAAGAGAUAAAAACUAUAAUUGGAGGAGACUUUAAUGUAAGGACGGGUAAAGAGGGAGGGAAGAUUACAGGAAUAGAAGAGGAGGAAGGAGAGAGAAGGAAUUCGAAGGAUGGGAAAAUAAAUAAAGAAGGAAGAGCGUUGAUUAGUUUUAUGGAGGAAAGAGGAUGGAGCAUAUUUAAUGGAAAUUGUAAGGGAGAUGAAGUUGGAGAAUAUACAUUUACGGGAGGGAGAGGGUGUACUGUAAUCGAUUAUGUAAUGGGAGAUAGUGAAGUCAGAGAAAGAAUAGCGGAGAUGAAGAUAGGGGAUAAGAUAGACUCAGAUCAUCAGCCGAUAGAGGUCAUGAUAAAAGGAACAGGGAUGAAGAGAAGGGGAGAGAGAGGUUUGGAAAAAUGUUGGAGAGGAGUAUGGAAUGAGAAGGGAAGAAGGGAAUUUAAGGAAUGUAUAGAUACAAUAGAGAUGAGAGAGAGGGAGAUAAGAGAAGAUUGGAGAGAGAUGGAAGAGAGGUUCAAGGAGGCGAUGGAAACUGCAGAGAGGAAGAUAGUAAGGAGCAGGAAAAAGGGUGAUGAAUGGUGGGACGAAGAAUGUAAGAAGAAAAAGAGAGAGGUAAGAAGAGAAUUAAGAUUGUGGAGGAAAGAGAGAGGAGAUGAGGAGAGGUAUAGAGAAAGGAAGAGGGAAUACAAACAAUUAAUUGAGGAAAAGAAGAAGGAAUUAAGUGAUAAGUGGGAGAAAAAGGCAGUGGAGGUGAGGGGAGAGAAAGAGGUAUGGGAGAUAAUAAACAAGGAUAGGAACAAGAGGAAGAGAGUGAACGAUGGAAAAGUUAUGGAGGAGUGGAAAGAACACUUUAUGAGAUUAUUAGGAGAAGUAGAAGGAAGAGUGGUUAGGGGGAUGGAGGGUAGAGGAGGAGAUGAGGAGGAGGAGAUAAGUAGAAAGGAAGUAACAGAGGUUUUGCAGAAAUUGAAAGAAGGUAAGGCAGUAGGAGAAGAUGGAAUUCCAAAUGAAGCAUGGAAAUAUGGGGGGAGGAAGUAGAGAAUUGGGUAUGGAAUUUUAUUAAUAGAGUAUGGGAAGAAGAAGGAUGGCCGGACGGAUGGAAGGAAGGGGUGAUUGUGCCUAUUAUGAAAAAAGGGGAAGGGAAGAUAGUGGAGGAGUAUAGAGGAGUGACAUUGAUGACAACAAUCUAUAAGAUAUAUGUGAUGGUUUUAGCGAACAGGAUGAUGAAAGAGCUAGAAGAAAAGAAUGUUUUAGCGAGGAAUCAAAUGGGAUUUAGAAAAGGAUUAGGUACACUGGAUAGUAUAUACAGGGUGUUUCCAAAAGGUUUGCUCAAACUUUAACCACAGAUGCUACGUAUCAAAACAAAGCAAAAUGUCCAUAUAAACAUGGGUCCGGAAAUGCUCCCCUUCUGAGAUAACACAAGAUAAAGUCACUUCAUAGGCUUCUUUGGCUCAAUUACUGUAGUAAUGUUGUUUUUUAUUUCGUCGCGGAGAAAACCUGCGCCAGGUUCGAUCCCGGCCUUGGGGGAGCGGGGGAUAUGGGGAUUUUUAUCACUCUAAGAAUCGAGGAGUGACGCCCAGUUGCGCACAGAAUAAAUCGGACACAACAGGUUUAGUGAAUCGAACACGGACCCAAUCGGACACAAUAAGAAACGGACACAGUGAUAAUCGUACACAACGCUAAUCGGACACAAUGCCAAUUGCGCACAGUAGGAAACGGACACACAGUGGUUGCAAUCGGACACAAUAGGAAAUGGACACACGGUGGUUGCAAUCGGACACAGUAGGAAACGGGCACACGAUGGUUGCAAACGGACACAGUAGGAAACGGACACAUGUUCCGUGACAGUUUUCCUAACCUGGAAAUGUUACUUGUAAGGACUUUUCUAUUUCUAUUUCUUUAUAUGGAGUAGCGAUGGUACCAUGCUUACUUUGCGCAUACGUGCGAUAUUUAAUAAAUUUAGAAAGCAUAUGCUGAGAGUAUAUGAAGCGAGGUUCCACGCAAAGCAAA